Messenger RNA from Pseudomassariella vexata, 2225 nucleotides. RefSeq lists its product as uncharacterized. The coding region runs from base 492 to 1745 and encodes 417 amino acids. Lineage: Eukaryota; Fungi; Ascomycota; Sordariomycetes; Amphisphaeriales; Pseudomassariaceae. The transcript is spliced from 4 exons. The record is from RefSeq and is a predicted model, not a curated record.
ACCUUCUUCACCUUGCAUAUGGCCCCCAUACGAGGUGGUGAAAAUCCUGUCCACUGGCGAAUCAUGGACGGUGCAAACCCCAGGAAGAGCGGGAAGUGACCAGCUUGCAGUGCUAUCGACCCCAACCUGGCAACGAGGGUUCCCAAUAUCACAGUUCGCACGAUAGCGCUUCCUCUUACCAUUCGGUGCCAUGAUCACCGUUGACGACAUGAGCUUCGCUUUCUAGCUCGCUUACAGUCUCACUUGUCGUCCGUCUGAAUGAAAAAUCGAGACAGAUAUAAACGUCACCGCCACCCGUCGUACGUCCGCCGGACGUGCCGAUGUUGAUACCAGAACAUCAAAGCUAGCUUUGAGCGAGCGAUUUUCGAUGUCAAGGUGACACCAAAGCGGAGUUGUUCUGUGACCAGCUGCUGACGGAAGUUUACUUGCCCAUCCAAACGCACCCGGCCCUUUCGCGAAUCUAUUGAACGAAACAUCUCGCGACGAUCAAGAUGUCGCGAAUAUUGGUGAUUAAUACGCUUUUGCGUGCGUCGGCGGCCUUACUAGUGGCGACAGGCUCGCCAUGCGGAACUAAGUGUGGCAACGUCCUUGAUUCCACGUCGACAGACGACCUUGUCUGCAGAGACUCUGACUACUCGCAAACGGCUGGGGUUGUCUGGUCAAAUUGCUUGAAUUGCGAGCUAUCAAGCCCAUACUCGAAAGAAGUUGACAAGUCCACCCGCUCAGACCUGCAAGCCAUGCUUUAUAACAUGCGAUUUGCAACAUCACAUUGCCUGUUUUCUGACGAUGAAGAAGACGGCUCCUUUGGCACCAAUCCCUGCAUCACCACUACCGCUUGCGGGCCGCUGAAGGCAGCCAUUGAGUACGAUGGCCUGGAAUCCAACGCAACGGCCUAUGGCUACUGUAGCCUGUGGAGUGACCUCCAAGCCUCCAAAUGCGACGCUUGCUUGACCAACAUGGAGAAUGCUCAUUUUUUUCUGAACUAUAUCAAUGUCUUAAAUGGAGCUUGCAAGAUGCAACCAACGCCAGGUUUAACCUUAGCACUAGAGGGAAGCAUUUUCUCCGCUGAUACCGUGAACGUGACUACGCCAACGCCCACGGCAACAUUUACGGCAUCUGGUCCGUCUGGGCCUCUCAGCCUUGGUGCUAUCGUUGGUGUUGCUGUGGCCGGAACAGCCGUGCUACUCGGGGUUGCCGGCUUCUGCAUCGUCGCGAAUGGCAAGCGGCGGAGGAAGGCUUAUCUACGAAAGCGGGAGCAACAAUACAAAAACAACCAUUGGCCUAGCCCUGGUGUCGGAGGUGAGAUGUUCGAAACUCCCGUCAGUCAGAAACCACUCCGUGGUUGGGAUGAAUCUCCUGUUAGCGCCGGCACGGACUCAACAUACCCUCGAUAUAUCUCGCCUUACAGUUCGCAGUACAAUAGCCCCGUGAGCGCUCUAGAUGGUCCGAGCCAUAUGAACUGGCCAUCAGAGAAGACGCAGAACAUUGGAGUCGCUCUUAGCCCUGAUGGCGAGCGUUCGAAUGAUUUCUGGGGGGACAAGAAGGGGAAGGACAGGGCCGAGGUAGAAAGGGACGAGUACGAGUUGCAGGAGGGAGUAAACAACGGGGGUGGGCAGGGUCAACAGUACCCUUAUGUGUCGCCGCCUCCUCCGAUGGCACCAACUCUCGGUCAUCCGGGCUAUGGCCGACAUGGCCCCACCCCGCAGCAGUCUGGAAGGGGGACUCCUGAAGAGGAUUUCAUCUAGUUUGGAUGAUGUGAUUUUUGCAUCACGCAAUAUUAUUUUCGGAUUCGGAACCGUGUUCUGCAUUUUCUUUGGUGUCGAUUGGACUUUUCCAUAAUCUGCGUGGAGUUGAGGUGUACGGAAGAGAUAAGGAUGAUGGUUCGACGGGGAAUUUCUCUGGACAUUGGCGCAUGAAAUGUGGUGCGGUUCUCUACAAAAUACCACAUGUGGCCCGAUACAUAUUGUUUGCCAUAGGGUAACAGCAUGGCCCCAAUACUGACGGGAGGUAUAUUCUUUCUACCGCACUCGAGAAGAGGUUCUUAAUGUCAAAAAGUGACCACAACCCUCAGGAUCUUCUAUGGUUUAGGGAAAUUGGCAUUAAGACCCAACACACAAACGAACCUCUUUGAGGUGUAGGAUAUCCAUGAACUGAAUUUAGAUCUGCUGAGCUUGAAUUGAAUCGCAAUAAUGAAUGCACAUAUCUUGAAGUCAUGCUGGUUCAAG